GCGAAUUUUUCACUGUCUGGGGCCUAAAGGAGUCAAAAUAGGUGUACAAAUGGGGGGUAUUUGAUAGUGUCUGUUGGCAAGCUCCGCAGUGAGAAAUACGCCAAUUGCAUCACCAGAAAAAAAGUGUUCCGACACCUCAUCUUCGCGCUAUUACAAACUUCACUUUUCAUCAAUACUGCAAUCCACAAAAUGAUAUUGAGACCUUUUUUUCAAUCGGCCUUAAGACAAGCAGCAACGCGGUCUCUGGCCGCUCCUUCGCCCCUUUCAAUCCGCCGAUCCACACCACUUCAGAUCCGAUUCCUGUCCCAAGAGACGCGUGCCGCCAUAGAGAAAGCCAUAGCAUCAAGUCCUGUUGUUCUUUUCAUGAAGGGGACCCCUGAAAUGCCACAAUGUGGUUAUUCGAGGGCAAGUAUCCAGAUCCUCGGCGUGCAAGGAGUGGAUCCAGAGAAGUUUACCGCAUUCAAUGUGCUAGAAGAUCAGGAGCUGAGACAAGGCAUCAAGGAGUAUUCGGACUGGCCGACCAUACCGCAGCUUUAUGUGGACAAAGAGUUCAUCGGUGGAUGUGAUAUUUUGCUGAGUAUGCAUCAGGACGGCUCACUGGCGAAACUUUUGCAAGAGAAGGGUGUAGUAGUUCCGGAUGAAGAAAGCGGCGAGAACAAAGCUUAAGGUUGUCUUUUGUAUACAGUUAAGAUACAUCUUGCAAGAUUUGCCGGAGUAUCAUCUUUAUGGGGGGAUUAAAAUUCCGUCAUUGUAAUAUUUCUCCACUCUGCCAGAGCGAUUGCUUUCGGCAGACGUGUCGUAUGAGGACUUCUAUCUGAUGACGGAAGCCGAAGGCAGCCUUAUACUAUACUCUUUGGCGACAUCAUGAGUCGUCCUGAUCUGCUAUUUGCUGUUCGUAUUGAAUCUGCAUAGUAUUUGCAACGAAUUUAGCGUUUGUCGUCUAUGCGAUUCAUUAUACGAGAAUAUCAUCAACGUGACUCGUCAGAGCUCAAAUCAAGCCCCUCGGGAGCAGCU
Molecule: messenger RNA, 1014 nt
Organism: Verruconis gallopava
Lineage: Eukaryota; Fungi; Ascomycota; Dothideomycetes; Venturiales; Sympoventuriaceae
Product: Grx4 family monothiol glutaredoxin
Exons: 3
Coding region: 190-666 (158 amino acids)
Source: RefSeq, a predicted model, not a curated record